This is a messenger RNA of Trypanosoma cruzi, 1098 nucleotides long. RefSeq lists its product as uncharacterized. NCBI's taxonomy places the organism in Eukaryota, Euglenozoa, Kinetoplastea, Trypanosomatida, Trypanosomatidae. The record is from RefSeq and is a predicted model, not a curated record. Gene Ontology annotation, molecular function: nucleotidyltransferase activity. Gene Ontology annotation, biological process: RNA 3'-end processing. The transcript has a single exon. Bases 1 to 1098 code for a protein of 365 amino acids.
AUGGCCUUGAGUUCCCGGCUUAGAUCACUCUUAUUGACGCGAAUGGAUCAUGCGCGGUUUAUCGAUAAUGGGAAAUGGUUGCAAGGUCUUUUGGAGGGAUUCUCGGUUGAGAAUGUCCUUGGUAUUCCCUCUGUCGGCACGUCUCCUUGUGUUAUGAUAUAUGGUUCUUUUGUGGCCGGCACCGCAUUUCAGGAUGGGGACGCUGACUAUACCAUCGCGUUUAUUUCAAAAAAAUCACAUGAGGAGCUUUCAAGACUUGAAAAGCUUAAACCGUCGUCUUCGAAUUUUCUUGAAGUAUCACGCGAGCAUCAUCAAUAUGUUUUAUCAUCAAUUCUCAGGCAUAUCAAAAAUCAGGAUCCUUAUGCUGGCCUGGAACAUGAGCGCAUAUUUAUGGCACGAGUCCCCAUUGUUCGAUUAAAGAGAAAGAAAAAUACGGGGGAUGAUGGUAUGAGGUUUGACCUUUCUCUUUCAUUAGAUGGUUUUCGAAAUUCUUUAUUGAUUCGGUUAUAUAUGGAGUCUGAUCCACGUCUUAGGGCUGGGGCGCUCUGUGUAAAAAGAUGGGGUCUUUCUCAGAGAAUUCUGGAUGCUCGACGAGGGUGGAUUUCCCCUUACGCGCUGACUGUCAUGUAUAUAUUUUACAUGCAAGCAACAGGACGAAGUCGUUUUGUGAUCAAUGAAAGUAGGGUCGAUAAAAUGCUGGAGGCUGUAGCGGCAGGAAUCUCUGAAGAAUAUGGUAUAAAUUGUUCACAGUUUUAUGAGAAUAUUCCUUGUGUUGAUGUAAAUGCGUCUGACGUCUUGGCUGAUUUAAAAGGUUUUUUUUGUUUCUUUAGUGAUUCUAGACAAUUUGACUUUGAUGCGGAUGUUGUUGAUAUUCGAACCAAAGGUAAAUGCCUUUCUAAGGAGCGAUGGCUUGAAAAUAUGAGGGGAUUUAGCGAAAAGGAGCGAUGGGAACUUUUAGGUUAUGAGUUGAUUAUGGUGCGGGAUCCUUAUGAACCACACAACUUAGGUCGAAGUGUGGAUUUUUUUCGUGCUGAAGUUAUUCGUGAGGCAUUUCGAUUGGCUUCAGAAAAGUGUGCUGAGGAUCUACUAGAGCUCUAA